AUGGAUUCACAAGCUGACCAUCCCAAACUUGAAAUAUUCUUCUUCCCAUACAUUCUUGGUGGUCACUUGAUCCCCAUGAUAGAUUUGGCCAGGCUCUUUUCAUCUCAUGGAGUGAAAGCCACCAUUGUCACAACCCCUCACAAUGUCCUCCUCUUCCAAAAUCCCAUCCUCAGAGACCAACAAUUAGGCCAUGCCAUCAGUUUCGUCACGCUUAAUUUCCCGGCAGAGGAGUUCGGUUUGCCCAAUGGUUGCGAGAACGAGCUCACCACUACUAAUGGGGACAUGUUCACUAAGCUGUUCAUGGCCGCCAUGAAGCUCCAAGACCCUCUCAGGAAGCUUCUGUCCGAGACAAAACCAAAACCAGAUUGUCUAGUCUCGGACAGGCUCUAUCCUUGGACUGCAAAUGUCACAGAUGGUCUUGGAAUCCCAAGGAUUGUGUUCGAUGGGAGUGGUUGCUUCUCUCACUGUGUUGAAGAAAGUCUUAGAGUCUAUGCACCCCAUGAGAGAGUUGUGUCUGAGACGGAGGCUUUUGUUGUCCCAGGACUGCCCAACAAGAUUGAGCUAAAAAGGUCAAUGCUGCCAGACUAUGUCAAAUCUCAAAAUGUGUUCUCUCAUUUUCUCAAUGAAGCCCUAGAAGGUGAGAUUAAUAGCGAUGGGGUUGUGGUCAAUAGCUUCUAUGAGUUGGAGCAAGCUUAUGCUGAUUUUUUCCAGAAGGAGAUGAAGAGGAAAACAUGGCACGUAGGACCAGUCUCCUUGAACAACAGAAGCAUCAUUGACAAGGUUGAGAGAGGGAUCAAAACCUCCAUUGAUGAGUACAGUUGUUUGAGUUGGCUUGACUCCAGAGAACCCAACUCUGUUCUUUACAUUAGCUUUGGAAGCAUGCCAAGGAUCACUUCAGCACAGCUCUUGGAGAUUGCUCAUGGGCUUGAGGCUUCAGAUCACCCUUUCAUUUGGGUGAUUGGGAGGAUUUUGGAUUACUCAUCAAAAGACAAACAACAAGUAGAGAUGGCUUUGCUUCCUGUGGGAUUUGAGGAGAGGAUUUCGAAAUCCCAAAGAGGGCUUAUAAUCCGAGGCUGGGCGCCUCAGCUUUUGAUACUUGAACACCCAGCUGUGGGAGGCUAUAUGAACCACUGUGGGUGGAACUCCAUCAUUGAAGGUGUCACUGCUGGUGUGCCCAUGAUCACUUGGCCUUUCUCCUCUGAGCAGUUCUAUAAUGAGAGGUUCAUCCUCAACAUCAUCAAGGUUGGGGUUUCAAUGGGAAAUGAACACUGGGUUCCAUUGAAGGAGCUGCCUAGAGUGACCAUAAAGAGCGACAAGGUAGCAAGUGUUGUGAACAGACUAAUGGGCAGUGAAGAAACUGAAGUGGUUCAAAUGAGAAAGACAGCAGCAGAGUUUAGAGACAAGGCCAUGCAAGCUUUUCAAGAAGGUGGUUCUUCUUACAACAAUGUUGAUGCUUUCAUCCAAGAGCUCAAGUCUCGCCGGAAAGUUCAGAACGGUCAUCUGUAA
This is a messenger RNA of Fragaria vesca subsp. vesca, 1506 nucleotides long. Its product is annotated as abscisate beta-glucosyltransferase-like. Bases 1 to 1506 code for a protein of 501 amino acids. Lineage: Eukaryota; Viridiplantae; Streptophyta; Magnoliopsida; Rosales; Rosaceae. The record is from RefSeq and is a predicted model, not a curated record. The transcript has a single exon. Gene Ontology annotation, molecular function: UDP-glycosyltransferase activity.